GCGGCGCGCAGGUGACCGGCCUGCGGCGCAGCCCGGUCUGGUCACGGGGACGCCUGGAGAGAGCUGGCGGGAGACCGUGGCCGAUCCGCCCCCAGCGGAUGAGCGCGCGUCUCGGCGCCAGGAGCCGUCCCGGGGCGCGUUGGCGAGCGCUGAUAUAGAUAUAAGGACAUUUCUCUCCAUGGCGUCACGUGACAUAAUUACCACCAGAAUCAAUCAAGAUGAAUUGCACGUCAGCGCCCGGUGGGGAUUUUUGCUUAGUUGAUCCUGGCCCAAGCCUCUUGUGCAAUCGAUGGCUCAGGUUGGCGGCGCGGGGAGCGGCCCGGGGCUGGCCGGCGUGCACGCCGCGGAGCCAUGAACGACUUUGACGAGUGCGGCCCGAGCGCAGCCAGCAUGUACCUGCCGGGCUGCGCCUACUACGUGGCCCCGUCGGACUUCGCCAGCAAGCCGUCGUUCCUCCCGCAGCCUUCCUCCUGCCAGAUGACUUUCCCCUACUCCUCCAACCUGGCGCCGCACGUCCAGCCCGUGCGCGAGGUGGCCUUCCGCGACUACGGCCUGGAGCGCGCCAAGUGGCCGUACCACCGUGGCGGCGGCGGCGGCGGCGGCGGUGGCGGCGGCGGGGCUGGGGGCGGCCCCGGCGGCGGGGGAGGCCCCGGCGGGGGCGGCGGCGGAGGCGCGGGGGGCUACGCGCCCUACUACGCGGCGGCAGCAGCGGCGGCGGCGGCAGCGGCGGCGGCGGCCGAAGAAGCGGCCAUGCAACGGGAGCUGCUCCCUCCCGCCUCCGGCCGCCGGCCAGACGUGCUCUUCAAGGCCCCCGAGCCCGUGUGCGCCGCUCCGGGACCACCGCACGGUCCCGCGGGCGCCGCCUCCAACUUCUACAGCGCCGUGGGCCGUAACGGUAUCCUGCCCCAGGGCUUCGACCAGUUCUACGAGGCGGCGCCGGGACCCCCGUUCGCCGGCCCGCAACCCCCGCCGCCACCGCUGCCCGCGCAGCCCCAGCCCGAGGGCGCCGCUGAUAAGGGAGACCCCAAGUCCAGCGCCGGGGGCGGCGGCGGGGGCAGCCCUUGUGCCAAGACGACUCCAGGCUCGGAGGCCAAGGGGGCGGCGGCCGAAGGUGGCGGCGACGGCGGCGAGGGCCCCCCGGGGGAGGCGGGGGCCGAGAAGAGCGGCGGCACAGUGCCCCCCCAGAGGUCCCGGAAAAAGCGCUGUCCCUACACCAAGUACCAGAUCCGUGAACUGGAACGCGAGUUUUUCUUUAACGUAUACAUAAACAAAGAAAAAAGACUCCAACUCUCUCGGAUGCUCAAUCUCACUGACCGGCAAGUCAAAAUCUGGUUCCAGAAUCGCAGGAUGAAAGAAAAGAAACUGAACAGAGACCGUCUGCAGUAUUUCACUGGAAACCCCUUAUUUUGAGAGCUCCAGGAAGCGCCCCCUUCCCCGAGCCCCACUCACCCACCCUCCUCCCCAACAGCCUGCCCUCCGCAGGCCCAAUGUCCUUGGGCCUCUUCUCUGUGGAACUUCUUGAUUCCUUCCCACGGUCAACUCGGGACCUCCCAGCGACCACUGCAGCCUGAGGACGAGGCCGGGGACUUGGCCAAGCGGAUCCUAAUAAGGGGAAAAUGGUAAAUGCAAACGUCCCUUUACAAUUUUACCGCCAAUGUGCUGUUGUUUUUCCUCUCCCCUCCCUCCGAGUCCUCGUGGGGACGCAGCGGGGAUCUGCAGGGAGUUAGGCCACGGGGCUAGAAGGCGCUGGUGUUUUAUUCUGAGUUUAAGAGACCCCUUUCUCUCCCCCCACCCCAAUGAAUGCAGAUUAUUUAAACUAUGGGAAAUGUACCUUUGGGCAUGAGUCACUGUCUUUUUGUGUGUGAAUAAAUGGUUUCUAGUAAAAUGGAGGUUAUAGCUUCAA
Molecule: messenger RNA, 1903 nt
Organism: Jaculus jaculus (lesser Egyptian jerboa)
Lineage: Eukaryota; Metazoa; Chordata; Mammalia; Rodentia; Dipodidae
Gene: Hoxd11
Product: homeobox D11
Exons: 2
Coding region: 352-1410 (352 amino acids)
Biological process (GO): regulation of transcription by RNA polymerase II; anatomical structure development
Cellular component (GO): nucleus
Molecular function (GO): DNA-binding transcription factor activity, RNA polymerase II-specific; RNA polymerase II cis-regulatory region sequence-specific DNA binding
Source: RefSeq, a predicted model, not a curated record